This is a messenger RNA of Rhagoletis zephyria (snowberry fruit fly), 1768 nucleotides long. Its product is annotated as endoplasmic reticulum-Golgi intermediate compartment protein 2. Gene Ontology annotation, cellular component: membrane; COPII-coated ER to Golgi transport vesicle; endoplasmic reticulum. The record is from RefSeq and is a predicted model, not a curated record. NCBI's taxonomy places the organism in Eukaryota, Metazoa, Arthropoda, Insecta, Diptera, Tephritidae. Gene Ontology annotation, biological process: retrograde vesicle-mediated transport, Golgi to endoplasmic reticulum; endoplasmic reticulum to Golgi vesicle-mediated transport.
AGCACUGGCGUCAAUGGCGCUACCAACUAUUGUUUGUUUUUAUGCCUCAGCUGUUUACUCAACUUGACUGCGAUUUUGUUAUUUUUGAAUAGCAGAUUUUUAUUAUAAAAAACUUGAGAAUGACGGCCACAUUACGUUAUCGAGGCGAAAAAAACAACCUUAUUGAGAUAGCAAAAAAUUUAGACGCAUUCAAAAAGGUGCCUGAGAAAUAUACAGAGGCAACGGAAAUCGGUGGUACAUUAUCCUUGCUCAGUCGCCUGCUCAUUAUUUACCUCAUAUACAAGGAAGUAUGCUAUUACAGGGAAGCAAAUCUCAUAUAUCAAUUUGAGCCGGACAUUGACAUGGACGAUAAGGUACAAAUGCACGUCGAUAUCACAGUGGCCAUGCCAUGUUCAUCUCUUUCGGGCGUCGAUCUCAUGGAUGAAACACAACAGGAUGUUUUUGCAUACGGUACAUUGCAACGUGAAGGUACCUGGUGGGCUUUGCCAGAAGAAGAACGACUACAAUUCGAACGUAUGCAACAUAUGAAUACCUUUUUACGAGAGGAAUAUCAUUCAGUUGCGGAUAUACUUUUUAAAGAUAUCAUUAAAAACAAUGAAGUGAAUGUGAAGCCUUUGGAAAGUGCCAAAUCACUGCCUGAAGAGCGUUACGAUGCUUGCCGGCUGCAUGGAACCUUGGGCAUUAAUAAGGUCGCUGGUGUCCUGCACUUAGUUGGCGGAGCGCAACCGUUUGUGGGUCUCUUUGAAGAUCACUGGACAAUCGAUUUUCGGCGAACAUCAGCCAAUUUCACUCAUCGCAUCAAUCGCCUGAGUUUCGGACAAUAUUCGCGCCGGAUAGUACAGCCAUUGGAGGGAGAUGAAACUGUGGUAGUAGAUGAAGAGACGACAGUUCAGUAUUUCUUAAAAAUCGUACCAACCGAAAUUCACAACACUUUCACGACCAUCAAUACGUACCAGUAUUCGGUAACGGAGAAUGUGCGUCAACUAGAUUCAAUCAAGAACUCAUAUGGCUCUCCUGGCAUUUACUUCAAGUACGAUUGGUCGGCUUUGAAGAUCAUCGUGCGCACCGAUCGCGAUAAUCUCCUGCAAUUCAUAGUUCGUUUGUGCUCAAUAAUUGCUGGUAUUAUCGUUAUUUCAGGCAUUUUAAACUCUUUGCUGGUGUCACUGCAGCGUGCAACCAUUAACACAUUAGCGCCGCAACUUUUACAGCACUCAAAGCAAAAGCGUGCAUCGUUCCAUGGGGACACAGGCUCCGAGAUUCCUAUUGCCGCAAAUGUGAGCUUACUAAGUGCGCAGCCCGCAAGCCCGAAUAAUCUCAUCAAUAUGGCGAACAGCAUGUCGAACAGUGUAAGCCUACUGAGUGCAAGCAUUGCACCCACGACCAGCGACGCUACGACCUACGUGCCCAUAGCUGUGGAUGAACCGCCGCAAGCGAAGUAGUGCAUUCGCACAUUAAUUUUAUUUUAAUAUAGUCGAUGAUAACGCCAAUAAUGGAUUAACCAACUGCUUGAAUCUCUACUGAUCGCCGUUUGCCUGCAUUUAUAUUAAUUAUGUAUGCUGAAAGCGUGAGGUUUAUUAGCGCUUUUUAAAACAAAAGUUAAUAAUUGUAAAGAAUUAAUUCAUCUCGUUUAUUAGUAAAAUAUACUUACGAGUAUUUCAUGUGUACAUUACUGCUUUUAAUCUGAAAAUUAUUUACUUAGUUCUUAACUAAUAAACAUUCCACAGUUUAAUCAAAAUAAUAAAAUAUAUAUUUCUUUAUAGUACCUAAA